Molecule: messenger RNA, 419 nt
Organism: Sinocyclocheilus grahami
Lineage: Eukaryota; Metazoa; Chordata; Actinopteri; Cypriniformes; Cyprinidae
Product: kinetochore protein Spc24-like
Exons: 2
Coding region: 18-353 (111 amino acids)
Source: RefSeq, a predicted model, not a curated record
GCAUUAUUAAUGCAGACAUGGCACAGAACGAUGCGAUGCAUGACGAUGACCUUGCGAAAUCAGGGGAAGCAUUGAUUGAGUUCAUCAAGAGCAGUAAGGCAGAGAGCGCUCUUCGAGGAGCGAGAGAGAACCUGCAGGAGUUCUUUGACCACCACAUCAAGACCAAGAAGACCACAACCGAGCUCUUAAAUGGUCUUGUACAUGCCGAGGAAGAGGUCGGUCAGAAACUUCUGGAUUUAGAGCGGCAGAAGAGCCAAAUGGCGCAGGAGAUCGAGAGGAUGGAGCAGGAAGUACAGCGGAGCCUCUCCAAAAGCCAAAUCCUGGACUCCGAGCAGGAGUAUCCUUCAGUAUGAUGUUUCCCCUCAGACCUGAACCAGAACCUGCUCUCAUUAUAAUAACUGGCCUGAAUCAGGAUCAGA